This is a messenger RNA of Diospyros lotus (date-plum), 2239 nucleotides long. RefSeq names its product probable indole-3-acetic acid-amido synthetase GH3.1. The record is from RefSeq and is a predicted model, not a curated record. Gene Ontology annotation, molecular function: acid-amino acid ligase activity. Gene Ontology annotation, cellular component: cytoplasm. Lineage: Eukaryota; Viridiplantae; Streptophyta; Magnoliopsida; Ericales; Ebenaceae. The transcript is spliced from 3 exons. The coding region runs from base 91 to 1887 and encodes 598 amino acids.
ACACCACAACACAACACAGCACAACACGCUUCCACCACUCUUCAACAAGAAAUCAAAAUCUCUUCACGUGUCCGAUCUCUCACGAGAUUAAUGGCAGUCAAUUCAGGCCUCUCGUCGCCUCUCGGCCCUCCGGCGUGCGAGAAGGACGCCAAGGCGCUCGACUUCAUCGAGGUGAUGACGAGGAACGUUGACCCCGUGCAGCAGCAGGUUCUCGGCGAGAUUCUGAGCCGCAACGCCGACACCGAGUAUCUCCGGCGGUUCAAGCUUGCCGGAGCCACCGACAGAGACGCGUUCAAGUCCAAGGUUCCGGUCGUCACGUACGAGGAUCUUCAACCCGACAUCCAGCGCAUCGCCAAUGGCGAUCGAUCUCCCAUCUUCUCCUCCCAUCCCAUCUCCGAGUUCCUAACCAGCUCCGGCACAUCUGCCGGCGAGAGGAAACUGAUGCCAACGAUUCACGAAGAACUGGACAGAAGACAAAAGCUUUACAGCCUUCUCCAACCCGUCAUGAACCUCUAUGUUCCGGGGCUGGACAAAGGAAAGGGCCUCUACUUCCUCUUCAUCAAGGCCGAAACCCAGACCCCGGGUGGAUUAUUGGCGCGCCCGGUCCUUACCAGCUACUACAAGAGCAAGCACUUCAAGACCAGGCCAUUUGAUCCUUACAACGUCUACACAAGCCCUGAUGAAGCCAUUCUAUGCGCCAAUUCUUUCCAGAGCAUGUACACUCAGAUGCUCUGUGGCCUCCUCUGCCGCCGAGAGGUUCUCCGAGUCGGCGCCGUCUUCGCCUCCGGCCUACUCCGCGCCAUCCGCUUCCUCGAGCUCAACUGGAAAGAACUAGCCCAUGACAUUGGAACUGGGACUCUAAACCCUCGAAUUACAGACCCUCCAUUGCGGGAAUGCAUGACCAGCUUGCUGAAGCCGGACCCGGAAUUGGCUGAGUUGAUUGAGCAAGAAUGCCGAGGAGAGAAUUGGGAAGGGAUUAUAACGAGGAUUUGGCCGAACACGAAGUAUCUUGACGUGAUUGUGACCGGAGCUAUGGCGCAGUACAUUCCGACGUUGGAUUAUUACAGCGGCGGCUUGCCCCAAGCUUGCACCAUGUACGCUUCUUCGGAGUGCUAUUUUGGGUUGAAUUUGAAGCCGAUGGUGAAGCCAUCGGAGGUGUCCUACACAAUCAUGCCGAAUAUGGGAUAUUUUGAGUUCCUCCCCCACGACCCGGCUGCGCCACCGCUGUCACGGGAGGCGCCGCCGCGGCUGGUGGACCUGGCUAACGUGGAGAUCGGGAAAGAGUACGAGCUAGUGAUUACGACCUACUCCGGGCUGUGCCGGUACCGAGUCGGCGACAUCCUCCGAGUCAACGGGUUCCACAACUCGGCGCCGCAGUUCAAGUUUAUCCGCCGGAAGAACGCGCUGCUCAGCAUCGACUCCGACAAGACCGACGAGGCCGAGCUCCAGAAGGCAGUUGAGAACGCCUCGGCUUUGCUCCGAGAAUUCGACACCACCGUUGUCGAGUACACGAGCUACGCCGACACCAAGGCCAUCCCCGGGCACUACGUGAUUUACUGGGAGUUAAUGGCGAAAGACCCGUCAAGCUGGCCCACCGAAGAGGCUUUGAACCAAUGCUGCUUGGCCAUGGAAGAGUCCAUGAACUCGGUUUACCGGCAGGGCCGAGUGGCCGACAAUUCGAUCGGGCCGCUGGAGAUAAGGGUGGUGAAUAAAGGCACGUUCGAAGAGUUAAUGGACUACGCCAUUUCGAGGGGCGCGUCGAUCAACCAGUACAAGGUUCCGAGGUGCGUCAGCUUCACUCCGAUCAUGGAACUCCUUGACUCGAGGGUUGUCUCGGUGCAUUUCAGCCCGGCAGCGCCGCACUGGACGCCGGAGCGAAAAAGCUGAUCAAUCGGCGCACGUGAACUCUUCACCCGGAAGAUCAACCGAACGUGUUUGAGUCAAGAUUUGCGUCAACUGGGAUGAAUAAAAUAAAACUGGAGCAAAAGGGUACGUACGUAUAGGUGGGAAAACAAGGGCUUGCUCUGAUCUUGUCUCUUGAUUUCGUGAUGUACGUAGCUUUGAAAUUUCUGUUUAAUUAGGUUUCCUUUGAAUUUGCAAGGUUUGGGUUUGUCGCGGAGGUUCAUCUCAUGUCUUUACGUGUGGAACAUUGUAAUUAUUGUAUUUGUUUGGAAUUUGCUGACAUUCAAGAUAGGACUUUGAAUAUAAAUAUAUAUAAGCGUGCGCCUAGUUGAACUCA